This is a messenger RNA of Fusarium poae, 1053 nucleotides long. RefSeq lists its product as uncharacterized. Gene Ontology annotation, molecular function: methyltransferase activity. The coding region runs from base 1 to 1053 and encodes 350 amino acids. The record is from RefSeq and is a predicted model, not a curated record. NCBI's taxonomy places the organism in Eukaryota, Fungi, Ascomycota, Sordariomycetes, Hypocreales, Nectriaceae. The transcript is spliced from 8 exons.
AUGGAGCAAGAUACACAAGGUCAGGGACAAAAGACUCUGCGAUCUUCUGAUAUGGAUCCUAUUGAGUUUGACCCUCAAGUCGUGGGCAGCGUGUACGAUGAAGAUGAGUCCAUGGAUAGUAGUAGUCGCAAUUCAACAGCAUCUAUAAUAUCCAGCAUCUUUGAGUAUAGACAUAUCAACGGUCGACCCUUCCAACAGUCCGAGACCACCGAAUAUUGGGCGCCCACGGAUGACCACUUCCAAGAAGGACAAGAUAUAUUGCAUCACUGCACUCUACUUCUCCUGGACAACCAACUUCAUCAGUCUCCCAUCGACGAGAACCCCCAGAAAAUUCUCGAUGUUGGCACAGGUACUGGGAUGUGGGCUAUUGACAUGGCAGACGAGUACCCUUCCGCCGAAGUAAUCGGCAUCGAUAUCUCAGCGGUUCAGCCAGCCUUCAUACCGCCAAACUGCAUGUUCCAGAUUGACGACGCUCAACUUGACUGGACGUUUGAGCCGAAUCACUUCGACUUUAUUCAUCUCCGCUAUCUCUACGGUGCCAUUGACGACUGGCAGAAGCUCUUUCAUCAAGCUUACACCCACGUGCGGCCAGGCGGUUGGGUCGAAAGCCUCGAAAUCGAUAUCGAAACACGCAGCGAGAAUCCUGAAGUACAUAACAACAAGGAUCAUGUGUUCCGAAACUGGUAUCAGCUCUUCUUCGAAUGCGGUCGCAAGACUGGUCGAACUUUUGAGAUUGCUAGAGAUGGGCGCCAGGAAGAAUACAUGCGAAAAGCAGGCUUUACAGAUCUGGUGUCUAAGUCAUGGAAAGUCCCCAUCGGAGGCUGGGCGCAGGACAAGAAGCUCAAGCAAGUUGGUUUAUAUAAUGGUGCUUUCAUUGAGCAAUCCAUCGAUGGUUUUGCUGUCUUUCCGAUCGGCGAGAUAUUGGGUUGGCCGGUUGAGGAAGUCACUACUCUGGUCAAUGAGAUGAGAAGAGCAUUUAGAGACCCUAGAUCUCUGCCCUAUUUCAUUGUGCAUAUGGUUUAUGGUCGAAAGCCCGAGGUGGGGAAUUUUUGA